AUGGCAGAAGAAGAUCGAGUCGACAUCUCCGAAGAAGUCAACCCGCCGGCUCCGGCCCAUUCUCAACCACCUCCAACACACGCUCCGCCACCUCCGACUCCUGCAGGCGUGCUCUCGGCGUACUCGGGCGCUCCUCCAACGCAUCUCCAGCCCCCGACGUCUUUAGGAGCACCCCUUGCACGGACCUCACAGACAUUCUCCGCCUCCGACGACAAGGCCCGCAUCGCGGCACUCGAGGGCACGGUCAACCAAAUGGCAACCAACAUGGCAGAGCUGCUUGCCCUACUCAGGGGACCAAACUGCGUAUCCUCGAGCUCCACGCCUUUGCUGGGACAAGGACCAACAGCCGACCCAACUCCUUGGGUCCCGCCGACUCAGGCCCCGGAGAACAUGGAGGUGCCCGCGCCACCAACACUGCAUACGUCCGUAGCUCACCCUUUCACCAGCUCAUAUCCGCCACCACCAGCCCCCACGGCAGUCCCUCUCUCACCGGCGACGUUCCUGUCCUCGGAGCAGGUCCUGCCCGAGCCUCCUCCUAUCUCUAUACCGAUCCCAGCGACGGCCUACACAGCACCUCCACCGAUGGUUUUCCCGGUGCCUAGUGCGCCCGCUCCGAUUCAUCUUCAAGCCACAGAACUUCCUCCAUACCCAUCUCUACAACCCCAUGUCGCCCUCUCACACCAGGAUAGCCUAUCGGGGUCGGCCCUCGAUUGGUUCAUGUCGCGGAAGGCCGAGGACAUCCCUACAUGGGAAGACCUCUCCCGGAAGUUUAUCGACCAAUACCGAUAUUGCGCAGAGACGCCUCCCACCCUCCUGGAACUGAGCACGAAAGAAAUGGCGCAGGGUCAACGGUUCGAGGAAUAUGCUACCAAGUGGCGUGCCCAAGCGGCAAAACACAUCCCUCCGAUCAGUGAAGCGCAACAGAUCCAGUUGUUUCACUCCACAUUGAGGGGAGUGUACUAUUCACACCUGUUGGCCCACACUUCGUCGUUUUCCGACCUCAUUGAGGCCGGAAAAAAGCUGGAUUUGGGGAUUAAGCUCGGAAGGAUGGAAGACCCCCGCCAGCAAAGGAGAGGAGUCGUCAAAGAAGAUCCCCGCCAAGCCGUCAUCUUCCGGCGGAAGGAGAGAGAAUGA
Molecule: messenger RNA, 1134 nt
Organism: Punica granatum (pomegranate)
Lineage: Eukaryota; Viridiplantae; Streptophyta; Magnoliopsida; Myrtales; Lythraceae
Source: RefSeq, a predicted model, not a curated record